AUGAACCUGAUCAGCGUGCCGAAGCUGUUGCGAGACCGCUAUUCGGCGGUGGCGCACCCGCAGAACGUCUUUGUGCAACGCCGAGGACGGACGGUGGGGACCGCCUACGAUACGGAGGAGGAUCUACUGAUCCUGCGGUGCCAUGUGAGCAAGAGAUCCCGAGAGCGAGUCCAACUGGCGAGGGCGCCGGCGACUCAUGACCAUGCAGAUUCCCUUGAACCGCAGGCGGUGGCCAUGGACGUCGACGACCCUCGGGAGUCAAGUGACGUAGAAUGUACAGCGUCAACCUCUGAACUCGGUGGUGAAGCACGGAUACUCGAAGCAGAUGCGGGCACAGGAGUGGACCAGGCCUCCGAAGCGUUGUGGCACGCUCGGAUGGGACAUCUGAACCGGGGCGACUUAAGGGUGGUCCUCCGGCAGACUGGCACUCCGUACCGACCGCUGACGCCGGCGCAGCUGCUGGCAACGCCGCAGUGCGCAGCAUGCAUGUCGGGUAAGCAGCAUCAGAAGAGAAACUCCCGCGCAAGACGGCCACGUCUGCAUUCAACGAGAAUUUUCGAGUUGAUCCAUUCGGACAUCAUGGAGAUGCCGGUCGCCAAAGAUUGCUCCAGGUACGUGAUCACCUUUACUGACGACUAUUCUCGAGGCUCGUGGGCCUAUGCCAUGAGAUGGAAGCAUGAAGCGCUCCAGAAGUUCCAGAACUUCGAGGCCUGGGUGCACCGACAGUUCGGCGCCUGGAUAAAAAGGUUCCUCACCGACAACGGGAGAGAAUAUUUGCCCAUUGGAACACAUCUCGAAUCCCAGGGAGUUGAGUUUGACACCUCGCCGCCCUACUGCAAAGGGCAGAAUGGACUGGCCGAGCGUACCAAUCGCACUAUCCGGGAGCGGAUCAACACGCUCCUGUCCGAUGCAAGCCUUCCUCCUUCCUGGUGGAUCGAGCUGGUAGACACAGUCGUCUAA
Penicillium manginii is the source of this 960-nucleotide messenger RNA. Its product is annotated as transposase. The transcript has a single exon. Bases 1 to 960 code for a protein of 319 amino acids. Gene Ontology annotation, molecular function: nucleic acid binding. The record is from RefSeq and is a predicted model, not a curated record. Lineage: Eukaryota; Fungi; Ascomycota; Eurotiomycetes; Eurotiales; Aspergillaceae. Gene Ontology annotation, biological process: DNA integration.